AUGAACGACGCGGAGUAUGAAAUAGAUGGAGAUGGAGAAAUGUUUUAUAAACAUUUGACUUCCGGUGUCAGCUGGGAAGAAUGGUGGACAUAUGAUGGAAUAUCAGGACCAGCGUUUUGGGGCCUUAUAAAUCCAGAAUGGUCAUUAUGUAACAAAGGACGUAGACAAUCACCAGUAAAUUUAGAACCAAAUAAAUUGUUAUUUGAUCCAAAUCUUAGAGUUUUACAUAUCGAUAAGCAUCGCAUAAGUGGUAAUAUAUUAAAUACAGGCCACAGUGUUAUAUUUACUGUAGAUAAUGAUACAAGACAUCAUAUAAAUAUCACUGGUGGUCCAUUAUCUUAUAAAUAUCAAUUUCAUGAAAUUCAUAUACACUAUGGUUUACAUGAUCAAUUUGGUUCCGAACAUUCCAUCAAUGGAUAUGCAUUUCCUGCAGAGAUUCAAAUAUUUGGAUUCAAUUCACAACUGUAUUCAAAUUUUUCCGAAGCACUGCAUCGAGCGCAAGGUGUUGUUGCAAUAUCAUUAUUAUUACAAUUAGGAGAUUUAUCAAAUCCAGAAUUAAGGAUAUUAACAGAAAAAUUAGAUAACAUUAGAUAUGGAGGUGAAGAACUGGAGGUAAAACGCCUAUCAAUACGAGGAUUAUUACCAGAUACAGAUUAUUAUAUGACAUAUGAUGGGUCAACUACAAUGCCUGCGUGUCAUGAAACAGUUACAUGGUUAAUAUUAAAUAAACCAAUUUAUAUUACUAAACAACAGUUGCAUGGACUACGUCGGCUGAUGCAAGGUGAUGCCAAACAUCCAAAAGCACCAUUGGGUAAUAAUUUUCGACCGCCGCAACCAUUACAUCAUCGACCGGUCCGAACAAAUAUUGAUUUUAAUGUUAAACAAGGGCAGAAUGGAAAAUACUGUCCUAGUAUGUACAAAGAUGUGUAUUAUAAGGCUAACAGUUGGAAGCAACACUGA
This is a messenger RNA of Chrysoperla carnea, 960 nucleotides long. It is a transcript of the gene CARPB, whose product is annotated as carbonic anhydrase-related protein 10. The record is from RefSeq and is a predicted model, not a curated record. The transcript has 9 exons. Gene Ontology annotation, molecular function: zinc ion binding; carbonate dehydratase activity. The coding region runs from base 1 to 960 and encodes 319 amino acids. Lineage: Eukaryota; Metazoa; Arthropoda; Insecta; Neuroptera; Chrysopidae.